Molecule: messenger RNA, 3820 nt
Organism: Dermacentor silvarum
Lineage: Eukaryota; Metazoa; Arthropoda; Arachnida; Ixodida; Ixodidae
Gene: pall
Product: F-box only protein 28-like
Exons: 6
Coding region: 317-1690 (457 amino acids)
Biological process (GO): protein polyubiquitination
Molecular function (GO): protein binding
Source: RefSeq, a predicted model, not a curated record
CGCUUGUAGCUGUCGCGUCCGUCGCGCAUCCAUGGCGUAUCCGUAGCCUGUGCUAGGCUUUUCGGGGCGGGCAGCAGUCAGCAGUCAGAACCUAGCCAACACCUAGCCGACGCAGCGCAGGUCGGCGUACCCGUGCGAGAAAAGUUCGGGCGCUCGUCGCUCUCGCUGCUCGCAUCGCCUGCAUCAGUGGGACAACGCUGUCUGCACCAUCAACGGCUGCUUCGUCUGCUAGGGACGGAGCAUGAACUGAACGGGCACGAUAGCUGCGAGAAAAAAAUCGGCGUUCGUGCGAAAGAGACAGCGCCGCGGGGGCAAGAUGGAGCUAGAACCUUACAGCCGCGACCGAAUUUUCACCGUGGAGAGCCUGCCGAUCGAGAUCAUCGAUCACAUUCUGGGUUACUUGUCCUACGACGAAAUCAGUGUCUAUCGAAGGGUGAGCCGUCACUUCAAUGCAUGCUGCCAGAGGCUGUUGAACCAGGGAUUCUUCCGGGCCGAGCGAUUCCAUGCGCAGUGUCUCAAGGCUGUCAAGAAGCAGCUUCCACGACGAGAGUCCGAACGGCGGACUCAUCCGCUUGCGCGCCACUGUGAGAUACUCACCAGCAUCGAGACCCGCCUGUCCCUACUCAGCAUGACCUUCAUGAAGUAUAUGGACAUGAACUUGUGCUGCUUUAUCCCUGGCAAGGUUAUCGACGAGAUAUUCAGGGUUUUACGCCUGGUUCAAGGGGCUGGAAACGGCUGCACGACAACACCUCCACGUGCUCACGAGAUUCUGCAAGAGCUGCGCGACAUCUCGUCGAUGGCCAUGGAGCACUUUGAUGAGCGCAUUGCACCGGGCCUCAAGCUCCAUGUGGGGCCCAUGAAGCCCACUCUGGGAUUCAUUGGUGCAGGACACCAUGGACCGUGUGCUGCCAGUGCAACAGUGCCCCGCAGCUCUGAGCUAGAACUCCUGAAACAUCUUUCCAACUCUCCAAUCCUGCCUGGAUUCUGCUGGUCAUCUCACUUUCCUCGCUGCCUUCUUCGUGUGCCAUUCAACCAAGCAACAGCCACCUCCAUCUUAGGACGGAUACAGAAACCAUGUGUGUAUGCAGCCGCACACUCAAGCUUGACAGAGGAGCUGAAGCAAGUGCGCGCAACCAACUUGAGCCUCCGCAAGUCACUGACGGAGUGCAAGUCCAAGCUGACUGCGUACGCCAAGAAGCAGUGUGAGCAGGAUAAACGGAUGCAUGACCAGGAUAAACGAAUGCAUGACCAGGCACAGUUAGUUGUGGAACAAGGCAGCCGUCUUGCUGAACAAGAAGGCAAGCUCAACGAGUUGAACCGCAAACUGCUCGAGCAGCACCGUGAAUUUGCCGACGUGCUGGAAGAAGUGAGUCGUCUUCGAGAACAAGUAGUGAGCAAUUCCAGCAGCGGAGUAGUAGUCAGUAGCAGCAACGGCAAUGAACCUGACCAGUCUGAAGGCACCGUCACACUUCAAAGGACAACGCGACCUCGAUGUGGUGCAAAGGCUAACGGCACUAGGGAAACCACUGCAGCCAGCGGCAAGCGUCGGCACAACAGUGUCGCCUUGCCUGAUACGGAGACUAGUCGGAAGCGCUUAUGCAGCAACAAAGACAAGGUUGCUGCCGAAGUGGAAAAUGAGAGGCCACGGCGGACGGGAAGGGCAAGAAAUGCUAGGGCAGCGAAAUGUUGAUGAGUGGCUCAUGUUCCUGUCAACAUGGAUUUCCGAACGGAACAGUGUGCUUUCAGCAGAGAAUGAGGCUAGACGUUCUGCCUAUCGCAAAUGGUGGAUGCUAACGGUGGCGUUCUCUUGAUGCGUAUACAGUACUGCAAAGUGUCGCAUGCAUGUUGUGAGAUGUCAGGCUCGUAACAUUGAGCUGCAUUCUUGUUUGUGAAAGCAAUCCGUGCAAGAUGGUGUCUGCUGUAAGGUUCACUCCAUUGUAGUUGAGAGCGCCGGGUGGAUGACAUAAAAACAGCCUGGCACCAAACACUUUUGUAAUACAAAAUUUGUAACUUCUGCGUGCACUGUUACCUCGAUGUGGUUUACAUUAUUAUAGCAUAGUCACAUAUAUGCUCGUUGGCUCGUUCUUGUUACAAACAUUUGAGCCAAUAGGAGUACUGAUAUGAGCAGUCAGUUACUGUGCACUAUUAAACUGAGGAAGCAGAUUAGGAACUAUAAUACUUUGCGCAUGUAAUCUAUAGCAGCAGUAUUCGUAAAGAAACCAUCCAAGUAAAUUGAGUUUCAAGCCCAGUAAUUUCACUAUACUUGCAAAUAACUGCCUUGUCUAGUGAGCAUGUUGGCAAGUAUCAUUAAUGUUGGCUACCUCUGAAGGCUUGCAUUACGUGCUUGCUCACAUUGAUACAUGUGGUUAACAAAACUGUUGUGCAACUACUGUAACUAGCUGCCCUCGAUUGCUUACUGUGAAAGGGUUGCUGGUUACCUGUUUUGUGAAAAGCACCGCCAGUUAGCAGAAAACUUCUUGUAAAGCAGACAGCUGGAGUAGUGUCUGGCUUUUUGUUUGCUGAAUAUCCGCAGGCUCUGUAUACUAUUUUCUAAGCACUUCGAUUUGCAUAGGCCCAUUUGUCGAUAUGUGUUCAGCUUGCCAUGUACAUCUCCUCUACCGAAGGUAUAAUGUUUCUGUGUAGCCUCCUUCCUACACUGUCCUCCUCUUUUUUUUUUUCUCUCUCUCGUGUUGUUCCUUCUAAAGGGCAGCAAACAUGGCGGAGACUAACCACGCUUUUCAUUUAGAAUCCAUGUCAUGAUUUGAGUCAGCACUGUGUUUAAAGUUUACAGAUUGUCUACUAUUGAAAUUGUUGAGCUCUUAGAGCAUUGCAAAUGUCCCCUAAAACAGUUCCUCUUACACCUCCUUCACAAUAAAGCAGCAGCACUGUGGAAUUUGUUUGACUUAUUCUGAUGAUAUAGCGUGGUCAUUUUGUGCUACAUGAUAACUGCUCUGUUACGUCCAAAAUUCAAGCUAUGGGAUAUCUGCUGUAAUCAGCAACUACACGGCACAAGGCUCUGCCUGGAUAAUAGUGCCUGUAUUGUGCAGCACAGAAUGACGGCACUGAGACUAGGCAAUGCUGCACUGUGAAUACAGUUGAACCUUGAUACAACAAACACCGAUUUAAAGAGUCAUUGGAUAUAACUAAGUAAAUCUAAAAUGGCGCUCAUCAAGAAUCUGUGUGUAAUGAAUGUAUGCUUGUAGCGAAUACUGAAUAGUAUAACGAAAGUAUUUUUGUGUCAAGUGCAACUUAUUAUACUCUAGGUUCGACUGUGUACGCUGAAAGUAUGUCUCGGGUAGUUGCUGCUCAAAGUACAUUGGCAUUCUUCUCUACCUGCAUGUAAUUAAAACUGUAAGCAAGCAAUUGUUUGGUUCUUAAGCCUUUUCAGCUAGAAUUCAUGCAUGUGCUGCUAAAGGGUACAACUAUCUCAUGAGUUGUUGCGAAGGGAAGUUCUGACAUGAUGUUAAAAAUGGGAAUGUGCUCGUACUGGCGUUGGCUAGUGUUUUGUACAAAAAAUUUUUCUUAUGUUAUUUUUAAGGUGAACCGUCACUGUAGACGAGGCAUACAUGUAAAUGCUAUUCAUCUUGUGCUUUUGACUCCCAUGUGAAUACUACAUACUUCGCUCUGCAUAGUAUGUAACUGCAUGUUCCAAAUGAUUGUCUUUUUUGUUGUUGUUGUUGUUUUCCUUUUUUUUUGCCAUCUGUUUGCAGUUUCUUGGCACACAAUGUCUCAGUCACAGCGAUUGUCUUUCUUUUGCUCCUUUCUUUCUGUGCUAUUUCUGAAUAAAGUGGUAAAGUGACCCGAUGUACCAAUUAUGGCA